Molecule: messenger RNA, 1285 nt
Organism: Drosophila willistoni
Lineage: Eukaryota; Metazoa; Arthropoda; Insecta; Diptera; Drosophilidae
Product: developmentally-regulated GTP-binding protein 2
Exons: 5
Coding region: 120-1211 (363 amino acids)
Biological process (GO): cytoplasmic translation
Cellular component (GO): cytoplasm
Molecular function (GO): GTPase activity; GTP binding
Source: RefSeq, a predicted model, not a curated record
AGUUGUAGCCGGCAAAAUAAAUGCUGCCCACCCCCGCGUGCUGACAACUCUACUGGUGUUAAUAUUAAAUACUUUAACUUUUGAUGUUGUUAGCUUAAUGCCACCCAAACAUCAGCACCAUGGGUAUUCUAGAGAAGAUUGCUGAAAUCGAGCGCGAGAUAGCACGCACACAGAAGAACAAGGCUACCGAAUACCAUUUGGGUUUGCUAAAGGCCAAGUUAGCCAAAUAUCGGAGUCAGUUGCUAGAGCCUUCGAAGAAAGGUGAAAAGGGCGAAGGAUUCGAUGUGCUCAAAAGUGGAGAUGCCCGAGUGGCCCUCAUAGGUUUCCCCUCUGUUGGUAAAUCCACAAUGUUGUCCACACUAACCAAAACAGAAUCGGAAGCAGCCAACUACGAGUUUACCACUUUAACCUGCAUACCAGGAGUCAUCGAGUAUCAGGGGGCCAAUAUACAGCUGCUCGAUUUGCCGGGUAUCAUAGAAGGAGCUGCCCAGGGCAAGGGUCGUGGUCGUCAGGUCAUUGCUGUUGCCCGCACAGCUGAUUUGGUUCUAAUGAUGCUAGAUGCAACAAAGCCGAAUGUUCACCGUGAGCUACUGGAGCGGGAGUUGGAAUCGGUGGGCAUACGUUUGAACAAACGGAAGCCCAACAUCUAUUUUAAGCAAAAGAAAGGCGGCGGAUUGAGUUUUAAUGCUACCUGCGCACUUACUCGCUGCAGUGAGAAAAUGGUUCAAAUGAUUCUUCAUUCUUUUAAAAUCUUUAAUGCGGAAGUUUUGUUUCGUGAGGAUUGCACGGAGGAUGAGUUCAUCGACGUGGUGACGGCGAAUCGUGUUUAUCUGCCCUGUUUGUAUGUGUACAAUAAGAUCGAUCAGAUAUCAAUCGAGGAGGUUGACCGACUGGCACGGCAGCCACACUCCAUUGUGGUUAGUUGUAACAUGAAAUUAAAUUUGGACUACAUGCUAGAGGCGCUGUGGGAAGCAUUACAAUUGAUACGAGUCUAUACGAAGAAGCCAGGAGCACCGCCCGACUUCGACGAUGGUUUGAUUUUAAGAAAGGGCGUCAGCGUGGAGCAUGUUUGCCAUGCUAUCCAUCGCACUUUGGCUGCUCAAUUUAAAUAUGCCUUGGUCUGGGGCACAUCCACAAAGUACUCACCACAACGCGUGGGCAUAGCCCAUGUGAUGGCCGAUGAGGAUGUCAUUCAAGUGGUCAAAAAAUAAACCUGCAUUUUGUUAAGUGUCCUGAAUUGAGUUGAAAUAUAUUCUAUUCUAUAUAUAUAUAUAUAUUAUAUAAA